Molecule: messenger RNA, 2078 nt
Organism: Mercenaria mercenaria
Lineage: Eukaryota; Metazoa; Mollusca; Bivalvia; Venerida; Veneridae
Product: putative ferric-chelate reductase 1
Exons: 14
Coding region: 380-1765 (461 amino acids)
Source: RefSeq, a predicted model, not a curated record
UUGUACAAGUGUACUUUAUAAACUGAGCAAUAAAAGGCAGCGUAUCAUGUGUCAGUUGAAGCAGUUAAAAUCUGUUUAAUAUUUAAAAAUAUAAAAGAUAUGGCUGAAUAUUUACACGUACAAAAGUUAAUUAAAACGCUCACAUUGCCCAUGGAAGGGUAACAUGCUAUACAGUGGCUACACGGUUAAGAUGAAAUAUGACUCAUUAAUAAAGGAGUAUUAACUAUGGCUAUUUCUUCGUAAGAAACACAAUAUAACGUUUUUCUAGAACUGUGUUAAUGGCAUGCAUAAAAUAGAACAUCACCCUGCUUUUUCUCUGUUCCCUGUUCUUAUUAUGUGCUGUCACUUUGGACAGUUGUUCUAAGGCUACCGCCUUGAGAUGAGGUAUGUGAUUGGAAGCAAUUUUGAUUUAAAAAACAAUAUGAUCUUCACACUGUAUUACAGAUGUAUUUUGACUGCAGUUAUAAUGUGCACUAUAUGUGAGACGGCGACAGUGCAGAAGGACAGCGGAUGUGGCACGACUGUCGGGUGUUUUCACGAUUGCUCGGGUGACACGUGCAGCUUUCUACUGACGUGGCUAGAAAAUGGCGACGACAUUGAUAUGACAUUUUCCUGUGCUAGAAGUGAAACUGAUCCUUAUUGCGCGAUCGGCCUCUCCAGUAACACAAAGAUGGGCGAUGAUAGUGUGUUUGAAUGUUUAUCAACUAGUGGCACAGCCCAGGUUUAUGUCUCGUACAAUUCCGGCUACAGCAACAGCAGACUUGAUCAGAAUCAGUACGGGUUAUCAAGUAUCACCACAUCCUACAGUAACGGACUCCUGACCUGUAACUUCAAGAGGAAGAAGACUUUCACCCUGGCAGCAGGCCGCAAGAAACGUGCCGCCACUAGUUCAUCCACGUAUUUUGACAUGAAUUCAGAUUGGUACCUUUUGUAUGCAUACGGAACUAACUCCGGAGGAACUAUCGGCAAGCACACGUCCGCGCCACUGGUUUCCACAGUGACGGCAGACUUCCAGAGUGUAGAAGAUAUCAGUGCUACAGCUAUAAAGCGACCUCUUAUAAAGGCUCAUGGUAUUUUGAUGGUGUUUGCUUGGGUACUGUUCUCGACACUGGGGAUAUUUACGGCGCGGUUAUAUAAAACAGCUUGGCCAGAACAAGUAGAAUGGAUGGGCGCCAAACCCUGGUUUGUUAUCCACAGAGUUUGUAUGAUUAGCGGAUUGGUCCUGACAUUGAUCUCCUUCAUCAUGAUUUUUGUUGAUGUUGGUAAAUAUGUAGAGAUCACUGGUUCUACAUUCAAGAAGUCUCAUCCUGUCCUCGGGAUUAUUGUCAUGUGCUUAGUUGUGAUAAAUCCGGUGAUGGCAAUAUUUAGGCCGAAACCAGGGACUUCGAAGCGAAUCAUAUUCAGAGUGGCACAUACUCUUGUCGGGGUAGCGGGACAGACCAUGGCAAUUGUAAAUUUGUUUUCGGGGACCGUUCUGGACGCUAUUGAAAUUUCAUCAGGAGCAAGAAUAGCGUUAGGGAUUUAUUGUGGCUGGAUAUUUGCUGUCGAGAUUGGACUUUUUAUCUACGACUAUAUAAUAUGUAAUAAAGGUAAAGGUAAAAUAAAGGUUAAACAUGAACUUCGAAGUUCCAGAGGAGACUUGCAAGAGAAUGAUGACAAAAAGGGUGAGUACAAUAAGCUGAAGAUGGUCGUUCUAGUUGUACAUAUACUGGCGUUGUCAGCAUUUUCUAUAGCUGUGUCCGCUGUUAUAGGGUCGGCAGAAUAAAAGCAGAAAGUAUGUGCCCUCUUGCAAACGUCUCCUGACUCAGUAUAGCUCUCAGACAGCAUAACAUCGACAACGAAAUUGUGAUGGUUAUGUGUUUAAGAUACCAGCAAUGUGGAUGUGUGUUUUACAAACAUAUACGGAACAAAAUCUGUUUGUUAUUUUCUUUUCCAUUUUAUAUGCAUCAUGUUUCUCACAGUUACUCUUGCAGUGUUUGUUUAUCAAUUAAAUUAUCUGCCAAAUUUGCUCAGUUUGCUUGUGUAGAUAUCAAUCUUCUUAUCCAGGUUUUUAAACUUUGAAUAAACACUUAACAUUA